Cyprinodon variegatus (sheepshead minnow) is the source of this 3153-nucleotide messenger RNA. Its product is annotated as vomeronasal type-2 receptor 1-like. Gene Ontology annotation, cellular component: membrane. Gene Ontology annotation, molecular function: G protein-coupled receptor activity; olfactory receptor activity. Lineage: Eukaryota; Metazoa; Chordata; Actinopteri; Cyprinodontiformes; Cyprinodontidae. Gene Ontology annotation, biological process: G protein-coupled receptor signaling pathway. The transcript has 14 exons. The coding region runs from base 53 to 2908 and encodes 951 amino acids. The record is from RefSeq and is a predicted model, not a curated record.
GAGAGGGAGAGAUAGAUCUCCUGACUCUGUUCAACAUUCACAAAGUGUGAAAAUGAGAGGCUUCUUGCUUGGAUUGUUUUGCCUUUUCCUUGUGUACAAACCUCUUUGGGCUGUAUCCACUUGCAAACUGAAGGCCAAGUUCAACCUGAACGGCUACAAGAAUGUAGAGAAGAAGAGGGUGGUCAUCGGAGGGAUGUUUCCUGUACACAUGCGUGUCGCUUCCAACGAUGGCAACACUUCCAAACUACCCGUCUCCUCAGGUUGUGAUGGAUUUAAUUUUCGGACCUUCCGCUGGACGCAGACCAUGCUGUUCGCUAUCAAUGAAAUCAACCAGAGGGAUGACCUGCUCCCCAACACUGACCUGGGUUAUGUUAUCUAUGACUCCUGCUUCACCAUCUCUAAGGCUGUGGAGGGAACCCUGACCUACUUGACGGGACAAGAUGAAGCAGUACCAAACUAUCGCUGUGGUAAUGGACCACCUCUUGCCACUCUAGUGGGGGCCGGGGGUUCUGAUCUAUCCAUUGCCACAGCCAGAAUACUGGGGCUCUACCAUUUUCCACAGGUCAGCUACUCCUCAACAUGUUCUGCACUGAACAAUAAGUUCCAGUUCCCCACCUUCUUAAGAACCAUUCCUAAUGACCUGCACCAGUCCACCGCUAUGGCCCAGCUGGUGCUUCACUUUGGCUGGACCUGGGUAGGCACCAUCGCUGCUGAUGAUGAUUAUGGUAAAUAUGGCAUCAAGGACUUCAAGGAGCAGGUGGAGGAAGCUGGAGUCUGUAUUUCCUUCUCUGAAACUCUGCCUAAGGUGAACUCACCGGAGGCCAUCCAGAGCAUCGUUCAAACUGUGGUUGAGUCAACAGCCAAGAUCAUCGUGGUUUUCUCAUCAGACGUGGACCUUAGUCCUCUCAUCGGCGAACUUCUCCGCCACAAUGUGACAAACCGCACCUGGAUCGCCAGCGAGGCCUGGGUCACCUCUGCUCUCAUCAACCAGCCUGGGGUGAACUCAGUCAUGUCCGGUACCCUCGGCUUUGGGGUGAAAAAGGCAGACAUUCCGGGUCUUCAGCGCCAUCUGUUGGAUCUGGAUCCUUAUGCAGAUGCCCUAACAGAGGAAUUCUGGGAGACGCUAUUUAACUGCACACUGGACUAUAGCAAAGCCCUGAAAAAGGCCAAAGCGAGAGCCAAGGAGGUGAACGGCACACUGGCCAGAACAGUGAAGGGGUUACCAGAUGGUCUGUGCACUGGCAGUGAGAAUGUGGCUCAGCUCAAUAAUACCUACUCUGACGUCUCUCAGUUAAGAAUCACUUACAGUGUUUACAAAGCAGUGUAUGCUGUGGCCAACGCCUUACACAACCUGGAACACUGCGAAGAAGGAAAAGGCCCAUUUGUUGGAGGGACCUGUGCCAACAUCACAAAUUUUGAGCCCUGGCAGCUGAUGUAUUAUGUGAAAAACGUGCGUUACACAAUGCCUAAUACGGGAGAGGUGAUCUACUUUGAGGACGGUGACAUAGAGGGCUUCUAUGACAUCAUUAACUGGCAAGUGAACGGUAAUGGAGAGAUAUCUUAUGUCACGGUGGGACACUACAACGGAUCAGCCUCUCCAGAGGAGAGGAUGCACAUAAGCAAUGACUCCAUUGUUUGGAACAAUGAGGAACUGGAGCCUCCUCGGUCAGUGUGCAGUGAGGACUGUCAGCCUGGCACGAGAAAGGGGAUUCGGCAGGGGGAGCCCGUCUGUUGCUUUGACUGCAUCCCAUGUGCAGAUGGAGAAAUCAGUAACACCACAAAUGCCCGUGAAUGCAUCCUGUGUACUGGAGACGACUGGUCCAAUGACGCCCAUGAUGCCUGUGUGCCUAAAAUCAUUGAGUUCCUUGCUUUUGGAGAACCGCUUGGAAUUACCUUGAUAGUCAUCUCUGCAUUUGGAGCUUUAAUAACCAUAGCUGUUGGGGUGGUGUUUUUGAUGUACCUUGGAACCCCUCUGGUGAAGGCCAACGAUCCCCUGUUGAGUUUCCUGCUACUCUUAUCUCUGGUGGUAACCUUCCUUUGCUCCAUCGUCUUCCUCGGAGAGCCUCAAAACUGGAGCUGCAUGACCAGCCAAGUAGCUUUAGCUCUCGGCUUUGCUCUGUGCCUUUCCUGCAUUAUGGGUAAGGCAGCCUUGUUAAUGCUAAGAGCUCGAGCUCUGAAAAAAGCCAGGGCCAAAGCCAAGGCAGCUGCCAAAGCUGCAAAAGCUGCAGCUGAAGCAGCAGCAAGCAGCGGCAGUCCUGAUGUGAUAGUAAACAGCUCCAUCAACAAUGACGCAGGUGCUUUGGAUAAACCUGAGGUUGACGCUCUCACCUUUGGUCACCAGAGGGCAAUGGCUGCUGUGGCAACAUUAAUACAGGCUGUAGCAUGCACGCUUUGGCUCAUCAUCCUCCCUCCACACCCCGUGAAGAACACCGCUGCUCAGAAUAUAAAGAUCAUUCUUGAGUGUGACGAAGGCUCUGUCAUCUUCAUCUGCUGCAUCUUUGCGUAUGACAUCCUGCUGGCUCUGCUGGCUUUCAUUUUUGCCUUUACUGCCCGCAAACUGGAAGACCACUUCAGCGAAGCCAAGUGUAUGACCUUUGGCAUGCUGGUCUUCUUCAUCGUCUGGAUUUCCUUUGUCCCGGCUUACCUCAGCACACGAGGAAAGUUUAUGGUUGCCGUCCAGAUUUUUGCCAUUCUAGCUUCCAGCUUUGGCCUGCUCAGCUGCAUCUUCCUUCCCAAGUGCUACGUUCUUCUGGUCAAACCUGAACGCAACAAAGAGGAGCUGAUGAAGCCCAGGCCCAAACCCAAAGACAGCUCCUUCACUGGAACGUCGGCGUCUCUUGCUACAGCUGGAACUGAAAUCAAUGCAUCAUUUGCAUCCACGGCUAUCGAUGAUCAGCCGGGAAACUAAAAUAAUCAGGAAGAAAGUUCUAAGAAUAAUAAAUAAUAAAUGUGUCUUCCUAUUCUAGAUAUAUUUGUUUUAAAUUUGCUGAAAGUUUCUAAAAUAUCUAUUUUAAACGAAAUAAUGUCUUUCUCCUGUCCUAAAACUUUAGCUCUUUCAAUACAAUUUAUUUAAAGAUGUAUCUUUUCUUUCAAAUUUACUUUUUAGUGCAAAACUAUUCUAAAUUAGAACUAGAUGCUUUUAUAUUGUAUCAU